AUGGGGUUUGAGAUGGCCACCAACCUAUUUACAAAGACAAUUGUUGCGCACUCUGCAUCGUCAAACCCGAGUGCCGCUGCCAUCAACGCUGCCUCAGAGGUUAAGGUCAAUCCUAUCACCGGGGAGGAGCUCACUAGCGACUCGGGAAGCAAAGUUAGACAUUCAGAAACAAGUAGCAAAUCGAAUCCGCCUCCGGCUUUCACUGUGUGCGACGUCAACCAGGAUGCCGCAAGAGCCAUUGUUAGCAAGCUGAAGGAGAAGUUCCCGGGAUACCACUUUCAAGUGGCUAAAGACCCUGCAGAUCGUCGCACUCUCAUCAACACUCAUUACGAUGUUACCAUCGUCGCCACAAGUUCAGAAAAGGCAAUCCUACCUGCCUUGGCAAAGUUGCCAAAUGGAGAACCGACUCUUGUUAUCGACUCGACAACGCUCGAUAUUGACGUAGCCAGGGACGUGGCGAAGAAUGUCGAGCAAGCUGGUGCAAUGAUGGUUGAUGCACCAGUGUCGGGAGGAGGUCCUCAACCCUCCGUCACUCUCGCGACGCCAUAUUUAUCGUUAAUGGGAGCUCGAACAAUACAUUGUGGUCCCUCUGGAGCGGGACUCGCGGCCAAGAUUUGUAACAACAUGAUCUUGGGCGUCCAACAGAUCGCUGUGGCGGAGGGCAUGCUGCUAGGACAGAGGAUGGGCCUGAAACCGGAUGUGCUUGCCGGGGUAUUGAAUACAUCCACAGGGAGGUGCUGGAGCUCUGAAGUGAACAAUCCGGUGCCAGAGGCACUCUCGCAAAGCACGGCCCCUUGCACAAGAGAUUAUGAGGGCGGGUUUGCGACGGCGCUGAUGCUCAAGGACAUGAAUUUGGCUCUUCAUGCCGGCGAAAGCUUUACCACGCCACUAAUUCUGGGAACUGCGGCGAAAGAGGUGUAUGAGAACGUGGCCAGGCAAACAUCAUUGGCGCAAAAGGACUUCUCAGUUGUCUACCAAGUCCUCAAGGUCGCAGCUGAGGCCCAAGCGUCCAAGAACACAUCCUCUCCAGAGCACACCACUCCGGCAGGGAACUUCUAG
Acaulospora colombiana is the source of this 1059-nucleotide messenger RNA. NCBI's taxonomy places the organism in Eukaryota, Fungi, Glomeromycota, Glomeromycetes, Diversisporales, Acaulosporaceae. The record is from the annotation of a GenBank genome assembly.